Molecule: messenger RNA, 2136 nt
Organism: Esox lucius (northern pike)
Lineage: Eukaryota; Metazoa; Chordata; Actinopteri; Esociformes; Esocidae
Exons: 3
Coding region: 1-2136 (711 amino acids)
Source: RefSeq, a predicted model, not a curated record
AUGCGUAUCGGGGAGUGGGAGCAUAACGGUGGCAGACUACCUGACCCGAUCCCUCCUUCACUACCUGACCCGAUCCCUCCCACACUACCUGACCUGAUCCCUCCCACACUACCUGACCUGAUCCCUCCCACACUACCUGACCUGAUCCCUCAUACACUACCUGACCUGAUCCCUCAUACACUACCUAACCUGAUCCCUCAUACACUACCUGACCUGAUCCCUCCUUCACUACCUGACCUGAUCCCUCCCACACUACCUGACCCGAUCCCUCCCACACUACCUGACCCGAUCCCUCCCAGACUACCUGACCCGAUCCCUCCUUCACUACCUGACCCGAUCCCUCCCACACUACCUGACCUGAUCCCUCAUACACUACCUGACCUGAUCCCUCCCACACUACCUGACCUGAUCCCUCCCACACUACCUGACCUGAUCCCUCCCACACUACCUGACCUGAUCCCUCCCACACUACCUGACCUGAUCCCUCCCACACUACCUGACCUGAUCCCUCCCACACUACCUGACCUGAUCCCUCCCACACUACCUGACCUGAUCCCUCCCACACUACCUGACCUGAUCCCUCAUACACUACCUGACCUGAUCCCUCCCACACUACCUGACCUGAUCCCUCAUACACUACCUGACCUGAUCCCUCCCACACUACCUGACCUGAUCCCUCCCACACUACCUGACCUGAUCCCUCCCACACUACCUGACCUGAUCCCUCAUACACUACCUGACCUGAUCCCUCCCACACUACCUGACCUGAUCCCUCAUACACUACCUGACCUGAUCCCUCCCACACUACCUGACCUGAUCCCUCAUACACUACCUGACUUGAUCCCUCCCAGACUACCUGACCUGAUCCCUCCCACACUACCUGACCUGAUCCCUCCCACACUACCUGACCUGAUCCCUCAUACACUACCUGACCUGAUCCCUCCCAGACUACCUGACUCAAACCCUCCACUCUUCUUACCUAUAUCAUCUCACUGGAGAUAUCAGCACCUCACUGAAGUCAUCAUCACCUCACUGGAGUACUCAGCAUCUCACUGGAGAUAUCAGCACCUCACUGAAGUCAUCAUCACCUCACUGGAGUACUCAGCAUCUCACUGGAGAUAUCAGCACCUCACUGAAGUCAUCAUCACCUCACUGGAGUCAUUAUCACCUCACUGGAGUACUCAUCACCUCACUGGAAUACUCAGCAUCUCAGUGGAGUCAUCAUCAUCUCACUGGAGUCAUCAUCACCUCACUGGAGUACUCAGCAUCUCACUGGAGUCAUCAUCACCUCGCUGGAGUCAUCAUCACCUCACUGGAGUACUCAGCACCUCACUGAAGUCAUCAUCACCUCACUGGAGUGUUCAGCAUCUCACUGGAGUCAUCAUCACCUCACUGGAGUCAUCAUCACCUCGCUGGAGUCUUCAUCACCUCACUGGAGUACUCAGCAUCUCACUGGAGUCAUCAUCACCUUGCUGGAGUCAUCAUCACCUCACUGGAGUACUCAGCACCUCACUGAAGUCAUCAUCACCUCACUGGAGUACUCAGCAUCUCACUGGAGUCAACAUCACCUCGCUGGAGUCAUCAUCACCUCACUGGAGUACUCAGCACCUCACUGAAGUCAUCAUCACCUCACUGGAGUACUCAGCAUCUCACUGGAGUCAACAUCACCUCGCUGGAGUCAUCAUCACUUCACUGGAGUCAUCAUCACCUCACUGGAGUGCUCAGCACUUCACUGGAGUUAUUAUCACCUCACUGGAGUUAUUAUCACCUCAUGGGAGUCAUCAUCACCUCACUGGAGUACUCAGCAUCUCACUGGAGUCAUCAUCACCUUGCUGGAGUCAUCAUCACCUCACUGGAGUACUCAGCACCUCACUGAAGUCAUCAUCACCUCACUGGAGUACUCAGCAUCUCACUGGAGUCAUCAUCACCUCGCUGGAGUCAUCAUCACCUCACUGGAGUACUCAGCAUCUCACUGGAGUCAUCAUCACCUCGCUGAAGUCAUCAUCACCUCACUGGAGUACUCAGCACCUCACUGAAGUCAUCAUCACCUCACUGGAGUACUCAGCAUCUCACUGGAGUCAACAUCACCUCGCUGGAGUCAUCAACACCUCACUGGAGUACUCAGCACCUCACUGA